AUGUUAGUGGAACUUGGCGCCAUAGCGGUGGCGCCGCUCGUGACGGUCCAAUGCGUUCUACUAAAGUCCACAAAGCUUGCUCUCUCUGUUUUCUGGUACCUGUGCUGGUUUUUGCACCCAUUCGCCAUCACACGUAGAAUCCCUGAAGAUCCAAUGGAAGGAAUGGAAUUUGUGGUGGAGGUUUCGACUUUCAAGUUCUCGCAAAUCCCGCUAAAGGCGUACUACGUUUCAAAGCGGUAUCUCUUUGAAGACCCACAAGACACCGGAUUCAACGGUAUCCCACUUAGUGAGACUGAAGGAUUCAGCGACUACUUGAUGAAGCUUGAGAGUUAUGCAAGGGCCUACCAUACUGUGGAGGUCAUUGAAGGAUACGAGGAUUCUGACUCCGAGGAGUCCAUUGAGGAGGAACAAAAUGACCAGGAGUCAGGGAAUCCACAAACCCUCAAUGGAACAUCAACCUUGGAUGAAGCUUCAGUAUUCGAUCCCCACGACGUCUCUUCAAAAGCCUCUUCCUCUUCGUCAGUGUCAGAAACCUCCUACUGUGAGGCUGCAAAAAAGCUGAGAAUCAAAAAGAGAGACAGAAUACUCAACAAAAUGGUUGCAAAUUACCCUCCAGUGCUCACCGCCAACCGUUUCAAGCACCUUAGAAUUGCAAUUGAAAAGUAUAUCGAGACCCUGGGUUUUCCCAAACACCUCUUCUUGAAGCUCUGCUGGCAGUACUUCAGCUGGGGUGGUACAGAUAUCGAUAUGAUGUAUUUGGAGCCCGAACUCGAGGUCUGCUUUUUGUGGAUGGAGGUUUUAAGGGAGGACUUUCCCAUCAGUUCGGCAGAUAUGUGGACCUUCACCGCCAAGGUGGUAUUGGAGCUGCUUGGAGCCUCCAAGAUUCCAUGGACUGGUGGAAGAUUCGAUACCAUGCCUUUCAUUAAGGCCAGCUUUGGCGAGUUGUGUUCACGUUUUAAUCUCAGUCUCAGAGAACAGGUGGCUCUCUGGGGAGGCGUCCAGAUCUUGGGAUUUCUGGAUUUCAUGGAAAUCGAGCCAUCACAGAGCAAUAUCUACCUUGAAGAGAUGCCAGGAUACAAGGAUCUUACACCACGGGCGAGGCAAUUGUUAGACCUUUUCGGCGCAAAGGGCCCUGAUAUAGCAGGUGAUUUUUGUGAAGACCACAAUUUGCUUAUUCGGGAGUUUGGCCAUGCUUAUGGCAAGAUGAUAGAGCAGACCAAUCCUUUGAUCAGGCUUUGUCUGGAGCAGGGCAAACAGAGAAGGAGGCGUGGCCGGAAGAAGUAA
Molecule: messenger RNA, 1284 nt
Organism: Candidozyma pseudohaemuli
Lineage: Eukaryota; Fungi; Ascomycota; Pichiomycetes; Serinales; Metschnikowiaceae
Exons: 1
Coding region: 1-1284 (427 amino acids)
Biological process (GO): response to oxidative stress
Molecular function (GO): heme binding; peroxidase activity
Source: RefSeq, a predicted model, not a curated record